AUGAGAGAAGUUCAAUUGCAGAUCUUAUACGCUGAAGAUAAAAUGACUCAAUCGAUGACAGAUUCCUGGCAAAUAACGGUCAGUAAAAAAAGAAAACAAGUCUUAAAUAAUAUACCAACGGAAUGGAUACUUGAUUCAAAAACUAUUGCAAGAUUGAAGAGUGAUAAGACUGGACUAUCUCAUAAUAUUGACCAACUAUGUUCGCUUAAAGAAAACGCAAUAACUCAUUCCACGCUAUUGGAAUUGCAGGAAGGUAUUAGAAAUAACUCUCUUUCCUGUUUCGAGGUUACUAGUGCAUUUUGCCAUAGAGCUGCACUCAUUCACCAAGUGGUGAAUUGUCUCUCCGAAAUUAUGUUUACGGAAGCUCUGGAACAUUCCAAGAUUUUAGAUCAGAACAAGUAUGAAUAUUCAACUCUUCCACCGCUAUAUGGGAUUCCUAUUUCUUUAAAAGAUCAGUGUAAUGUGGAAGGUGUUGAUACCACAUUAGGAUACCUCUCAAGAGCGUUUAAGCCAAAAAAGAAGGAAGAUGAAUCAUUGAUAGUUUCUUUUUUGAGAGAUCUUGGUGCGAUAAUCUAUGUGAAAACUACAGUACCACCCUCUAUGAUGGCUACAGAAACAACUUCAAACACUUUUGGUUACACAUAUAACAGUUUCAACCAACAUUUUUCAGCUGGCGGAUCGUCUGGUGGCGAAGGAUCUUUGAUUGGUUGCUAUGGCUCAGUACUAGGUUUAGGAACUGAUAUUGGUGGGUCCAUUCGAAUUCCAGCUUCUUAUCAUGGUAUCUUUGGCUUUAAGCCAAGUACAGGAAAAGUUCCAUAUUUAAAAGUUGAUAAUUCAUGGGAAGGAAGAGAAAUAAUUACCAGCGUUAUUGGUCCGCUAGCUAGGAACAUUGAUGAUUUAAGAUAUUUUAUGUCUUUAAUAGUAAACAAUUGUAAACCGUGGAUUCAUGAUGUCAAGUGCAUGCCAUAUCAGUUUUCCUCAUUUGAAGAUUCUAAAUUGCCUGAUGGAUUGAAAGUUGGGAUUUGGUAUGGUGACGGUGUAGUCAAUCUUCCAAGUGGUGACAUGAGGGCGUUAUCCAAAUGUAAAGAGAUAAUUCAAAACAAUCAAAAGUUUAACGCUAGUAUUGUAAGAUGGGAACCUCCAACUGAUCUUUGUGAAGAAAUCUUUAAUUUGGCCAUGGAAGCUGAUCUUGCAGAUGGGGGAACUGAAAUUAAUAACGAAUUCAAGAUGACAGGUGAACCGUUACUGGAUAUUUUAAGACCUGUUGUACCAAAUGAUUCCCCUAAACCAUAUACCGUAAACGAAUGGUGGAAUUUAUGCAAACGGGUUUCAGAUGCCAAACAAAAAUUUAGAGACUUCCAUAAUAAUUUGCCGGUCGAAGUUCGACCAGAUGUCGUUAUCUGUCCAAGCACACUAAUGCCAUACAGACCUGGUGAUAUGCUCGAGACAACUUUGCGAUAUAUAUUGUUUGCUAAUCUUUUGAAUUUACCAUCGCUAUCUUUUCCUGCUGAUGCUAUGAUUGUGGAUGACAACCAUUCAAUGCCAGAUAUUAUAAAUGGACCCGAAGAUGCAAUGGUUCAGAAAAUGUGGAAUGAUUUGGUACUAAGCGGGGAUAUUGAAGGAUUCCCAUCGGGGUUACAAAUAAUUAGUCCGCUUUCUGAUAAUGAUGACUUAGUUUUGAGGUUUGGUUCAUGGCUAACCAAGCUUUUACAGGAAAGCUAG
This is a messenger RNA of Naumovozyma castellii, 1722 nucleotides long. RefSeq names its product putative amidase (gene AMD2). The record is from RefSeq and is a predicted model, not a curated record. The transcript has a single exon. Bases 1 to 1722 code for a protein of 573 amino acids. Lineage: Eukaryota; Fungi; Ascomycota; Saccharomycetes; Saccharomycetales; Saccharomycetaceae.